This is a messenger RNA of Malus domestica (apple), 1128 nucleotides long. Lineage: Eukaryota; Viridiplantae; Streptophyta; Magnoliopsida; Rosales; Rosaceae. The record is from RefSeq and is a predicted model, not a curated record.
CAGUUCAAGUUCACGUAGAUCUGUUUGAAAUGUCUGUUCAAAUUAAGAUGUUAUCAGUUUCAUUUUUUCUUUUCAUUCGUUUCAGGUUAAUUGGUCAUGCAAAAAUUCAUGUGGUUAGUUAAUUAUGCUCCCCUUGCUUUAUUUGAUUGGCAAACAAUGGACAUUCUGCAAUCAAAACUAUAAUUUUUCCAAAUAGUUGUGAUUAUGUUCAAUUUGUAGGUUUCUCCGGUUCAGUUCCAUCUUUAUCUCAAGCCAAAUUAAAUCACUCUUUUCUUGCUCUGCGUUUUCUUACUACUUGUUCUGCUUAUAUGUCUUAUACUUACCAGGGAGAAGUUGAACUCAAUGAAUUUGCUGCUGUACACUUCUUUUGUUUAAUUCAGUAAUGGCACAAUCUGCUAAUUUGUCAAAUUUUUUGGUGACCAAACAUACAAGUGCAUUAACGCUUCAGGUAUUACGCAAUGCAAAAGGCGCUGUCGCUGUUGUUAUCUCAAUUCUUUUAUUGAAGAACCCUGUGACUGUUACCGGCAUUGGCGGAUACAUGGUAGCUGUUAUGGGGGUAGUUGCCUAUGGAGAAGCAAAACGAAAGGUUCAGAUAAGUGAUCCUUGACAUUUACCAAAUUCUUGGUUUUUGAAGGCUUAAGUAUUUUGUUAGUGAGUAGGUAGAUUCUUAGUGAAUAUUGUUUUAGCAGAGAGAGAGAGAAUACAUUGUGGUGUGGUUGUAACCAGUUUAGUCCAAAAAUCGUCGCUUGAAAGUGAAGUUUAUUUGAGGUUUGAUGACAUCAGGGUUAGGUUGCUGUAGUAUGGAAUGAUGUUGCUGGUCCGCGUGUUUUUCACAAUGUUACUAAUUCACGUGUUAUAAUAUGAGUAUGCGCGUUUAUGCUUUUAGAUGUGAUAUUAAUAAAAAUAUACGUUUUAUAAGUAUCCUUGACAAAAAAAUAAAGGUUUAAGUUUCUAUUUAAGAUUAUUAAGAGCAUUUGGUUCUCGUUAAGAGCAUCUUCAAUGCAAAGUACUUUGAAAUGGACAUUUUACAAUUUUGUUUUUUACAUUUCGAAGUUGUAUAUCUUAUGCUACAAGAUAGUGUCAGAUAUUUAGAGAGAUGAGACAUUGACCCACUUCUAACCACACAAA